Molecule: messenger RNA, 1052 nt
Organism: Lolium perenne
Lineage: Eukaryota; Viridiplantae; Streptophyta; Magnoliopsida; Poales; Poaceae
Source: RefSeq, a predicted model, not a curated record
UCAGUGUCCAGCAGCUUCUGCUAAUUCUCUUAUCCGCUGGCUACUGGGCCGCACUUAAACAGGCCAUGCGUAAUGGGCCUACGGCCCACUAAGGAUCCCCUCUCCGUCUCCGAGGACAACCCAGCUGACCAAACGGCGGCGCCGGCACGGACACUUCUUCUUCCUCCCCAAGAAGAAGCGCAGCACAUCUCAAAUAGCAGAGCACGCCGCCCGUGAGACUCCCAAGAAACUUGUUUUCCCCACCGAAUCCAAAUCUUGCGCGAGAAAUUCUGCAAUGGCGUCGGCGGCGUCUGAAAUCGAUCCAGCCUUGGAGCCCCAAGUCGUCGACGUCGUCGUCGACGACGAGUCGUCUAGCGCGAAAGGCAGCGAAGAGGAGGCGCCCCCGGAGGGCGCGAAGGUCGAAACGGAGGCGGACGAGGGGGAGUGCGAGUUCUGCCUGUACAUGAAAGGCGGGGCCUGCAAGGAGGCGUUCGUGUCGUGGGACGACUGCGUGCAGGCGGCGCAGAAGGAGGACUCCGACAUGGUCGAGCGCUGCUCCGAGGCCACCGUCAACCUCAUGAAGUGCAUGGAAGCCAACGUCGACUACUACGGCAUACUGCUCCAGGCCGAGCAGCACGUCCCCGACCACGCCGAAGCCGCCACCGCCGACGCGGACAAGAACAAGGGAGAGGAAUCCGCGCCCUCCCCAGCCACUGAUGAGACGAAGAAGGAAGAAGCAGUUGUCGAGUCCGCCGCCUCCGGUGCUGAUGCCAAGGAGGAGGUGGUUGAGCAAGCUGCUUCCUCCACGGCCGAUGAGGAGUCCAAGAAAGAAGAAGCAGCUGUGGAGAAGGUCAAGUCCUUGUCUUUGGGUAACUAACAAUUGGUGGGUAAAUUUUUUAGCUCGUGGUAUUUUUUGCGUUCAGUUUGAGUUAUGAUCGGACAGAGGUCCAUGAGGCUAAUUUGUAUCCCCUUGAGGGGAAAUAAAGGUCGUUCUUCGAAUAAUUGUCGGACAUGACACACAGUUUACUGAAGUAUUUCUUAAUGCUUUUUUAUGAAAGGUUACAUACUCAUCG